Messenger RNA from Miniopterus natalensis, 1837 nucleotides. The record is from RefSeq and is a predicted model, not a curated record. NCBI's taxonomy places the organism in Eukaryota, Metazoa, Chordata, Mammalia, Chiroptera, Miniopteridae.
GAGGGUCUCUGCCCGCCGCGGGCAGGCCCCCGCGCGAGGUGACGAGGCCCCGUGUUGCAGGGCGCGGUGGAGCCCAUGCAGAUCGACGUGGACCCCCAGGAGGACCCGCAGAACGCACCCGAUGUCAACUACGUGGUGGAAAACCCCACCCUGGACCUGGAGCAGUAUGCGGCCAGCUACAGCGGCCUGAUGCGCAUCGAGCGGCUGCAGUUCAUUGCUGACCACUGUCCCCCGCUGCGGGUGGAGGCCCUGAAGAUGGCCUUGUCCUUCGUGCAGAGGACCUUCAAUGUGGACGUGUACGAGGAGAUCCACCGGAAGCUCUCGGAGGCCACCAGGGACCUGCAGAGUGCCCCGGAUGCCAUCCCCGAGAGUGGGGUGGAGCCCCCACCCCUGGACACGGCCUGGGUGGAGGCCACUCGGAAGAAGGCCCUGCUGAAGUUGGAGAAGCUGGACACGGACCUGAAGAACUACAAGGGCAACUCCAUCAAGGAGAGCAUCAGGCGUGGCCAUGACGACCUGGGUGACCACUACCUCGACUGUGGGGACCUCAGCAAUGCCCUCAAGUGUUACUCCCGCGCCCGGGACUACUGCACCAGCGCCAAGCACGUCAUCAAUAUGUGCCUCAAUGUCAUUAAGGUUAGCGUCUACUUGCAGAAUUGGUCUCAUGUGCUGAGUUACGUCAGCAAGGCUGAGUCCACCCCGGAGAUUGCUGAGCAGCGUGGGGAGCGGGACAACCAGACCCAGGGCAUUCUCACCAAGCUCAAGUGUGCUGCAGGGCUGGCGGAGCUGGCUGCACGAAAAUACAAACAGGCAGCCAAGUGCUUCCUGCUGGCCUCCUUCGACCACUGUGACUUCCCAGAGCUGCUGUCCCCCAGCAACGUGGCCGUGUACGGCGGCCUGUGCGCCUUGGCCACCUUUGACCGCCAGGAGCUGCAGCGCAAUGUCAUCUCCAGCAGCUCCUUCAAGCUGUUCUUGGAGCUGGAGCCCCAGGUCCGAGACAUCAUCUUCAAGUUCUACGAGUCCAAGUACGCCUCCUGCCUGAAGAUGCUGGAUGAGAUGAAGGACAAUCUGCUCUUGGAUAUGUACCUGGCCCCCCACGUCAGGACUCUGUACACCCAGAUUCGCAACCGUGCCCUCAUCCAGUAUUUCAGCCCCUAUGUGUCGGCCGACAUGCGCAGGAUGGCCACGGCCUUCAACACCACGGUGGCCGCGCUGGAGGACGAGCUGACGCAGCUCAUCCUGGAGGGGCUCAUCAAUGCCCGCAUUGACUCCCACAGCAAGAUCCUGUAUGCCCGGGACGUGGACCAGCGGAGCACCACCUUCGAGAAGUCCCUGCUCAUGGGCAAGGAGUUCCAGCGACGUGCCAAAGCCAUGAUCCUGCGGGCGGCUGUGCUGCGCAACCAGAUCCACGUUAAGUCCCCUCCCAGAGAAGGGAGCCAGGGGGAGCUGACGCCAGCCAACAGCCAGUCACGGAUGAGCACCAACAUGUGAGGCUGCCCGUCUGUACGCCUCCAGGAAGAGCCACACGCCCCACCCCCACCCCUCAGACUUGGACACCUGGGCCCACCUGCUCCCAGCACUUCCGGAGGUGCCCCCUAUGGCCCGCUUGCAAAAGACCUGCCUGUGGGUUCCAGCCCUUGGCCCCCUGCCUGGGCUUCCGUGUGCCCCUUGUCUCUGCCCUCCCCCAUCUGUGCCCCAGGGAGGAGGUGGGCUGCCUGGAAGGAGAGGCCUGCAGGGCCUACCUGUGGCACUACCUUCCAGCUUCCCUGCUCCCACAUUGUCUGGGAUUGCAGACAGUUGUGAAUCUUAGUGCAUUAAAAGGCAGCCUGAGAACACA